Molecule: messenger RNA, 6444 nt
Organism: Cynoglossus semilaevis (tongue sole)
Lineage: Eukaryota; Metazoa; Chordata; Actinopteri; Pleuronectiformes; Cynoglossidae
Gene: atp13a3
Product: ATPase 13A3
Exons: 33
Coding region: 480-4277 (1265 amino acids)
Biological process (GO): intracellular calcium ion homeostasis; polyamine transmembrane transport
Cellular component (GO): late endosome membrane
Molecular function (GO): ATP hydrolysis activity; ATP binding; P-type ion transporter activity
Source: RefSeq, a predicted model, not a curated record
GACCAACAAUAAACUGAAAAGUGUGAAGAGGAUCCAGUUAGAUAGAACUAUUAUGUCAAAUUAUGACUUGAGCUCCGUGAUAAUUGAAGGGCGGCAGACUGACUCUCGUGAUUUCACUUCCGGCCGUCAGUCAGUCAGUCAGUCAGUUGAGGCCAACCACUACCGCUGCUGCUACGGCUGUCGCUGCUCAGUCUGCCUCUGCCACCGAGCUGUCAACGUCUAGUUGUGGCCAGUUUUGCUGUGUCUGCGAAGACGUUUUUCCCUUCUAAACCUCGCCGGUUCUCAUCUUCCACGACGUUUUCCGACAGAUAACAGACACCACCAGCUAACCAUGACUCGAAGGUGAUCUUCAGAGUGACCAGGUGGUUCUGGGGUUCCAGGUUAGUGUGUUGAUAACUACUGGGUGGAGGACCUCCUGGGGCAUCGUGUCCCUGGUUCUUAAGUGGCUUACACGAGCACUUGGCAAACCAUUCUGCAGCAUGGAGAAGGAAGACAUCAAGGUUCUUAACAAGGGAGAAGAGGAGGAGAUGGAGCUACAGGGCUACCGCUUAUGUCAUUGGCGUCUGGUCCUGGUGGGCCUCGGGGUGCUGUGUACGGGGGGCUUUCUCCUCCUGCUACUCUACUGGAUGCCAGAGUGGUGCGUCAAAUCCACCUGCACCCGUACCACAGCCAGAGAUGCUGAAGUGGUUUUGUUGCGGUCUACGGAUGAGUUCCGGCGCUGGUUCCUGGCCAGGGUGCGAGUGAUGUUAGCCCCAGGGAGCAAUCCCUUCCACAGCCUGGAGACCCAGACCACCUCCCCCUGCACCCCCUCUUCACCUUCCUGCCCCUUCUCCUCCCCUGCCACACCUGCUGUAGCCAAUGGACACACCACACAACACUCCGAUGGCAGACCCGCUCAGGAGCUCAUCAAAAGAUUUGCCGACUACCAGCCCGUACAAAUUCGUUAUUUCACCUUUCACAGCACAAAGUAUUAUUGGGAUGAAGAGAAACAGAACUUUAAAGAUUUAUGCGGCCUGGAGGAGCUACAGAUCAGCUGCUCCACCCUCCACUCUGAGCACAGCUCAGGUCUUACCAGGAACCAGCAGGAGUACAGGAGACUGUUCUUCGGAAUGAAUGAAAUUGCAGUGAAAGUGCCUUCUGUUUUCAAGCUGCUUAUCAAAGAGGUCCUCAACCCUUUUUACAUCUUCCAGCUCUUCAGUGUGAUCCUGUGGACUGCUGAUGAGUAUUAUUACUAUGCUGCGGCCAUUGUUUUCAUGUCAGUCAUAUCCACAGCUACCUCUCUGUACACCGUCAAAAAGCAAUACGUCAUGCUUCAUGACAUGGUGGCAGCUCACAGUAUUGUCCGUGUGUCUGUGUGUCGAGCCAACAAUGAUACUGAGGAGGUGUUGUCCACUGAUCUGGUGCCUGGUGAUGUGAUGGUGAUCCCGAGCAAUGGGACCAUCAUGCCGUGUGAUGCAGUUUUAAUCAGUGGAACCUGCAUUGUCAACGAAAGCAUGCUCACGGGUGAAAGCGUUCCCGUCACAAAGACCAACCUCCCAAACCCAUUGCCAGACGAGACGAGGGAGACUGACAGUGUCUACAACACAGAGGACCAUAAAAGACACACACUGUUCUGUGGCACCAAUGUCAUCCAGACCCGCUUCUACUCUGGUGAACUGGUCAAGGCUGUGGUGGUCCGCACAGGUUUCAGCACAGCCAAAGGUCAGUUGGUGCGCUCCAUCCUUUAUCCCAAGCCCACCGACUUCAAGCUGUAUCGCGAUGCCUACCUCUUCCUCAUGUGUCUGGUGGCUGUAGCAGGAAUUGGUUUUGUCUACUCCAUUGUUCUCAGUGUUCUAAAAAAGGUGCCAGCAAAAACCAUCAUCAUUGAGUCUCUGGACAUCAUAACCAUCACUGUGCCACCAGCGCUGCCAGCUGCCAUGACAGCUGGCAUUGUGUAUGCACAACGACGCCUCAAAAACAUUGGCAUCUUCUGCAUCAGCCCACAGAGGAUCAACAUCUGUGGGCAGAUCAAUCUGGUCUGCUUUGACAAAACUGGAACUCUUACAGAAGACGGAUUAGAUUUGUGGGGUGUCCAGAGAGUGGAGAAUGGGAGUUUCUACCUGUCAGAAGAAAAUGCCUACAAAGAACAUCUGGUCAAGUCUCAAUUCGUAGCCUGCAUGGCAACCUGUCACUCUCUCACUAAAAUAGAGGGCCAGCUUUCUGGAGACCCACUGGACCUGAAAAUGUUUGAGGCUACAGGCUGGGUUCUGGAAGAGGCUACGGAGGAGGAAACAGCUCUACACAACCAGAUCAUGCCCACUGUUGUCAGACCCCCAACACAUUUGUUACCCCAGGAGUCUGUACCAUUACAAGAAGAAGAAGAAGAACUUUCGGCGUACGAGAUCGGCAUCGUGCGGCAGUUUCCCUUCUCCUCAGCUCUCCAGCGAAUGAGCGUUGUAGCGCGUCUGCUCGGGGAAAGACGAAUGGAUGCCUACACUAAGGGGGCGCCGGAGGUUGUGGCUGGUCUCUGCAAGAAAGAGACAGUGCCAGAAAAUUUUGCAGAGGUUCUUGAGGGCUACACCAAGCAGGGUUUCAGAGUCAUUGCUCUCGCUCACCGUCGUCUAGAAUCCAAACUCAACUGGCACAAAGUCCAGAAUGUCAACAGGGACCACAUUGAGCUGAACAUGGAGUUUCUGGGUCUGAUCAUCAUGCAGAACAAGCUGAAAGCAGAAACACCAGGGGUGCUGCAGAACCUCCGUCAUGCCAACAUCCGCACCGUCAUGGUUACUGGUGACAAGUUGCUGACAGCGAUUUCAGUGGCUCGAGACUGUGGAAUGAUCCCUCCCCAAGAUACGGUCAUCAUUGCAGACGCUCUACCUCCCCACGAUGGUCAAGCCGCCAAGAUCACCUGGAGAUACGCCGACCAACCAAGCAGGAUCUCUCACCUGGAGCAAGUGAACAUCAGUCUGGAAGAUGUUUGCCAUGAGGAUCAACCCAAAGCACAAGAACUGUAUCACUUCGCCAUGAAUGGAAAAUCAUUUGCUGUUAUUGCUGAGCAUUUCCCUGACAUGCUUCAGAAGCUGGUUCUGCACGGGACUGUGUUUGCCAGAAUGGCCCCCGACCAGAAAACCCAACUGAUUGAGGCACUGCAGGGGGUGGAUUACUUUGUAGGGAUGUGUGGAGAUGGAGCCAAUGACUGCGGGGCUCUGAAGAGGGCUCAUGCUGGAAUCUCUCUGUCAGAGCUGGAAGCCUCUGUAGCUUCUCCCUUCACCUCCAGGACUCCCAACAUCUCCUGUGUCCCCAGUCUCAUCAGGGAAGGACGUGCUGCUCUCAUAACCUCCUUCUGCGUGUUCAAGUUCAUGGCCCUCUACAGCAUCAUCCAGUACAUCAGUGUCACUCUGCUCUAUUCUAUCCUCAGUAACCUUGGGGACUUCCAGUUCCUUUUCAUUGACAUUUGUAUCAUCCUCCUCAUUGUCUUUACCAUGAGUCUAAACCCAGCCUGGUCAGAGCUCGUGCCGCGCCGACCACCGUCAGGUCUCAUCUCAGGAUCUCUGUUAUUCUCCGUAUUGACCCAAAUCCUCAUCUGCCUCGGCUUCCAGAUGAUCACGUUCUUCUGGGUCCAGCAGCAGCCUUGGUACGAAGUCUGGACACCACAGACAGAUGUCUGCAACCUGUCAUCACACCUUAACAUAUCGGACCACAACAGCUCAGAAGUUGACGAACACAACAUCGAAAACUUUGAGAACACCAGUCUCUUCUAUGUGUCAUCCUUCCAGUAUCUCAUUGUUGCCAUUGUUUUCUCAAAGGGCAAACCUUUCCGGCAGCCCAGCUACAAAAACUGGCCGUUUGUGCUGUCUGCAGUGAGUGUAUAUAUUUUUGUGAUGUUCAUCAUGUUCAACCCUGUUCAAGCCAUCGACAGCUUUCUAACAGUAAUUUGUGUCCCAUUCGAAUGGAGGGUGAAACUUUUCCUCAUCGUCUUGGUAAAUGCUGCCGUGUCUGUGUUGGUGGAGAACUUCAUCCUUGACAUCGUCUUAUGGAAGCUUGUGUUCAGCCGAGACAAACAUGGCAGCCUCGGCAUCACUCCUGCCUCCCCGACACCACAGAGGGCCUUUGAUUCAGGCUCCUGCAAGUGUCUAUCCCGCCUAUGCUGUGCAGGGAAGAUGCCAAAGGCCCGCUACAUGCACCUGGCCCAGGAGCUCAGCGUGGACCCCGACUGGCCUCCGAAGCCAACCACCACCAUUGAAGCCAAACACCGACCAGUAAACGGUUCCACCUAUGAAAUCUUGAGCAUUUUCUAGCUCUCUUACCGGAUCAGUUUCCAAUCUCUCUUUUUUUUUUUUUUUUCACACAAAGUAGUUAGAUCAGAAUAAAUGCUUAUGAAAAGCACAUUUUAAAUCUUUAAAUAAAAUUAUCACAUGAUAGAUUAUUAUUAUUGUUUAGGGAUAUGCCUCUAUGCAUUUACUUCAAAGACUGCUGUGAGGUCUGUAAAAAUACAAAAAUAAGUUUCAGUUCUCACAGUACUAUCGGUUCAGGUCACUUUUGCUUUAAACAUUGUUUAAAUAUGUCUUCACCAAAAACAAAAAAACAAAACAUUUUCAUUACUGUUUUUAAUUUGUUCACCAAAGCUGAGAACUGGAUUACUUUUAGUGGAAUCUGCUGUAUUUACACAAUGCAAAGCCAGAUUAUUGAGCAGGAACAAUCAACACAGAGUGACAACUUUUUACCACAGAAGUGAUUACUUCGAUGAUUACUUCGAUGACAUCUGCUCAUUCUCCUGCAGUCCCGUGCUGAGACCCACACCUCUCUCUCUCUCUGUUACUUUUUCAGUGGGUCGUUACUACAUGAUAAAUGAACAAAGACAAAACGUGUAUAAAUCAGUAGUUUGUCUUUGGAAUUCAGUGUUUGAUGCUUGUCCAUAAACUCUUAUUUAUUUCAUUCAUAAUCCAAGAAAAGCGAUUGGAGUUUUAUUCAACUCAGCUUGGUUUUGAGGUCACAACCAAUACAGUAUGCUAACCUUUGGGUGUGUAGCAUAAGCUUUGCACCUGUGUGAUUUCAAAGUCUCAUUUUUUUACUGCACAUAUUCAUCAUUACUGUAUUUGUUCACAAAGCAUCAUAUGAAACUCACAGGCAUCAAACUAUUGCAAUCAAAACACCUGCCGUAGACGGCAAGUGGCGUCAUUUAAACCCCUUUUCGUUGCAAGGUGUGAAAGAAAAUAGAUACAUGUGGAAGCACACCCUUCACAGAAGGGAUGAAGUUUGUCGUGCACGGUUGCGGACAUGUUUCACACAAGCUACCUGCAGAGAAAAAGGGCUCAAUUUCAGUUGCACAACUAUUUUUUUAUGCUGAUUGUGGAAACAUUGAAACACAGCCUACAGUAUGCUUUAAAUAAGGCAGUUUCCUUGCCGCCUUGCCUAUUUUUCCUGGUUGAAAUGGUAGGAAAAACAUAAUUACAAGGCAGACCCUGAGAAAAGAGUCAACGUAUAUAGAAAAUUAGCGAUUAUGAAAAACCGCUGUCAACGUUUAACAAUGAAAUAUUGAUAAAUAUUCACGGACAUGCAGCUGGUAUGCAUUUUCAUUUUGACUCAGCAGUUGCAUAAAUUGCAGGUGUGUGCAGAUUUUAUAAUUAAAUAGUUUAUCUUGGCCAUAAGACUCCCUCCCACUUCCACCCCUCUGCCCCUCCCCUGCAAAAAAACAGAAUGAAUGACAGAAUUAAGAAACAAGUUAAUUAAAAAAGUUGUAUUUUUUUUUAACUUUGAUUUCAGGAUCUUUUUAUGUUGUAUAGAUACCUACUGAGGCCUAAUUGAAUGUUGUACAAAAAACUCAAUUGAAUGCAAUGCAAUACUGUGCUUUUAGAUUCUAUUUCCAAAGAUUUUCAUUACACGUCUACAGGUUAUUUUACAAAUAUAUUUGUUUGUUUAGCUCUGUCAAAUGUUUGGCAGAAAUGGACUCAGACCGUGAUAAUAUUAGAAGUUGUUGGAAUAUGUCUGUAUAUAUAUAUAUGUAUAUAUAUAUACUUAUUUAUAUAUAUAUAUUUAUGAGAGAUACAUUUACUAGUGUGUGCAUAAAAGAUUUAGAUAUAAAAGUAGGGUUUUUGGAUUUUCAAAGGGCUGGUUUGUCUUUCUGCUAUUUUGGUACUUUGUUACAAUGAGGUGUUUGUCUACUUUUGAUUUGUAAUGUCUUUUUUUAUUCAUCUGAUUUUUCACUUUUGUUGUUGACAUGCAUUUUUAUGGGUCUUCCUCUUUCUGGGCAUUUCUUUUAUUUAAAAAAGACCAUUGAAGGUGGUAUUUCUGGAGCUUGGGAUCAGUAUUUAUUCUAAGUGGAGUAAACAUGCAGCUUAUGUUUACUUUAAAAAUUGGAAUAAGUUAAACUGCAACACAACUCAAUGGAAAAGGAAUUGUUCUGGGGAUGGUCUACUGAUUAUCUGUUCCUAAAAAAAAAAAAACUUUGCAUAUGACUUUAAAUGA